Rhizopus microsporus ATCC 52813 is the source of this 2154-nucleotide messenger RNA. RefSeq names its product threonyl-tRNA synthetase. Gene Ontology annotation, biological process: threonyl-tRNA aminoacylation. Lineage: Eukaryota; Fungi; Mucoromycota; Mucoromycetes; Mucorales; Rhizopodaceae. Gene Ontology annotation, cellular component: cytoplasm. The record is from RefSeq and is a predicted model, not a curated record. The transcript has 9 exons. Bases 1 to 2154 code for a protein of 717 amino acids. Gene Ontology annotation, molecular function: threonine-tRNA ligase activity; ATP binding.
AUGUCAGCCGCUGCCGUAGAAGAGAAGCCUAAAGUCGAAAAGAAGGCUGCCGUCAAGAAGCCUAAGGCUAAGGAUGCUAAUGCUACCGAGUACCCACUUGAGAUGAAUCCCCCUCCUGAAUACCUUCAGCAUCGUAUUGAAUUAUUUGACAAGUGGAAGAAAGAAGCUGAUGAGGAAAUUGCUAAGAAGCCUCGUGAACCCAUUACUAUCACCUUGCCCGAUGGCUCAACCAAGGAAGGUGUCUCUUGGGAAACCACUCCUUUGAGCUUAGCAGCUGAUAUUUCCAAGUCUCUUGCCGAACGCACCAUCAUUGCCAAGGUUGACGGUGAUCUCUGGGACUUGACUCGACCUUUCGAAAAGUCUUGUAAUUUGCAAUUGCUUGAUUUUGAAAAUGACGAAGCCAAGAAGGUCUUUUGGCACUCUUCUGCCCAUAUGCUUGGUGAAGCUUGUGAAAGACAUUAUGGUUGCCAUCUUUGUAUUGGUCCCCCAUUAGAUGAAGGUUUCUAUUAUGAAAUGGGAGUCAAGGAUCGUGUUGUCAGCCAAAAUGAUUACCCUAGUCUCGAAAAAUUAGUCAGUCAAGUUGCCAAAGAGAAGCAACCCUUCGAACGUCUUGUUGUCUCCAAGGAACAACUCUUGGAAAUGUUCAAGCAUAACCCUUAUAAGGUUCAUAUCAUCAACGAUAAGAUUCCUGAUGGUACUUCUACCACUGUCUACCGAUGUGGUCCCUUGAUUGAUUUGUGUAGAGGUCCUCAUGUUCCUCACACUGGACGUGUUAAGGCUUUCACUAUUACCAAGAGCUCUGCAUCCUACUUUUUGGGUGACGCCAAGAACGACUCACUUCAACGUAUCUAUGGUGUCUCUUUCCCUGAUAAGAAACAAAUGACUGAAUUCAAGAAAUUUAUGGAGGAAGCCGCUAAGCGUGAUCAUCGUAAGAUUGGCAAGGAACAAGAACUCUUCUUCUUCCAUGAAUAUUCUCCUGGCUCUGCCUUUAUGCUUCCUCAUGGUGCUCGUAUCUACAAUAGCUUGAUGAAUUUGAUAAAGGAUGAAUACAUGAAACGAGGUUUCACCGAAGUUAUCACUCCCAACAUGUUCAACAUGAAACUCUGGAACCAAUCUGGUCAUGCAGCAAAAUACAAGGAAAACAUGUUCUCGCUUGAUGUUGACAAGGAAGAAUUCGGUUUGAAGCCCAUGAACUGUCCUGCUCACUGUUUGAUGUUUGCUCACAGAGAAAGAAGUUACCGUGAACUUCCUUAUCGUUUCGCUGACUUCGGUGUUCUCCAUCGUAAUGAAUUUUCUGGCGCCCUUUCUGGUUUAACCCGUGUCCGCCGUUUCCAACAAGAUGAUGCACAUAUUUUCUGUCGUGUUGAUCAGAUUGAACAAGAAAUGAAUGGCUGUUUCGAGUUCUUGAACCACAUCUAUGGUAUCUUUGGCUUCGACUUCCACUUGAAACUUUCCACUCGCCCCGAAAAUUACCUUGGUGAAAUUGAAGUUUGGAAUAAAGCCGAAAAGAUGUUGGAAGAUGCUUUGAACAAAUUCUGCUCAAAGAAGGGUAUCCAAUGGGAACUUAACCCAGGAGAUGGUGCCUUCUAUGGUCCCAAGAUUGAUAUCGUUAUUUCUGACGCCCUUCGUCGUAAGCAUCAGUGUGCCACUAUCCAACUUGACUUUAUGCUGCCACAACGAUUCAAUUUGGAAUAUCGUACUGAAUCUACUGAUUCUAGUGAAAGCAUGUCACGUCCAGUAAUUAUUCAUCGUGCUAUUCUUGGAUCAGUUGAACGUAUGAUGGGUAUUGUUAUUGAACACUUUGCUGGUAAAUUCCCCUUCUGGUUAUCACCUCGUCAAGUUCAAGUUGUUCCUGUUGCCGCUGCUUUCUUUGAUUAUGCCAAGGAGAUUACUGAUGAAUUGAUCAACUUGGGUAUUUAUGCUGAUGCUGAUUUAUCAGACAAUACUUUGAAUAAGAAGAUCAGAAAUGCAGAAUUAGCACAGUAUAACUUUAUCUUUGUUGUUGGAGGAGAAGAAGCCAGUACAAGAUCUGUGAAUGUUCGUAAUCGUGACGACGUUGGUACCAAGGCUAAGGGACAAACCAUUCCUUUGGAAGAAGUAUUGAAGAGUGUUCAAAGAUUAAAGCAAUCCAAGAGUUUAGAAAAUAAACUUUAA